AUGGUGGACGGCGGUAUGAUGGACCUUCGAAUCAUCGCGCUGAUCACAACGGUCAUGUUGUGCGUGAUCCUGUUCAUCGGCAUAUCGUUCGAGUCGAAGACGCAGUCGGUGAUGCUCGUCGUAUUGGUCGUGUCGUUGAUCGACUACUUGAUUGGCACAUUCUUGCCACCGUCAGUUGAAGAUCAGGCACGCGGUGUCACCGGAUACUCGUGGCAAACGCUGAAGCAAAACUUUUUCCCUGACUGGCGCGACGAGAACUUUUUCUCGGUGUUCGCGGUGUUCUUUCCGGCGGUAACUGGCUUCAUGGCUGGGGCCAACAUUUCCGGUGACCUGAACGAACCGCAAAAAGCCAUUCCGAAAGGAACGUUGCUUGCGUUGCUCGUCACCACCUUGUUGUACUUCUGUGUAGCUGUCGUUACCGCCUCUACCUGCUUGAGGGAUGCGACGGGGAAUGUGUUCGAUUUGUUCAACGGCACUAUCGUAUGUAACUCAACCGAAAACUGUCCAUACGGCCUGAUUCACUACUACCAGAUUUUGGAAUUGGAAGGCGCUUGGGGUCCGCUGAUCACCGCUGGCAUUUUGGCUGCCACGUUGAGUUCCGCUUUGGCCGGCUUCGUUGCUGCCCCGAAGGUCUUUCAGGCCGUUUGUAAAGACAAUCUUUUCCCGUAUAUCUCUUGGUUCGGAAAGGGAUUUGGCAAGGACGAAGAGCCUCGUCGCGCAUACGUCCUUACGUUCGUUCUCACCGUCGGUCUCGUACUCAUAGGUAGGGUGAUGAUGCUGAUGUUUUCGAAUGAUAAAUGAGU
Molecule: messenger RNA, 803 nt
Organism: Soboliphyme baturini
Lineage: Eukaryota; Metazoa; Nematoda; Enoplea; Dioctophymatida; Soboliphymatidae
Source: the annotation of a GenBank genome assembly